Molecule: messenger RNA, 903 nt
Organism: Nannizzia gypsea CBS 118893
Lineage: Eukaryota; Fungi; Ascomycota; Eurotiomycetes; Onygenales; Arthrodermataceae
Product: cyclin domain-containing protein
Exons: 2
Coding region: 1-903 (300 amino acids)
Biological process (GO): regulation of transcription by RNA polymerase II
Cellular component (GO): nucleus
Molecular function (GO): cyclin-dependent protein serine/threonine kinase regulator activity
Source: RefSeq, a predicted model, not a curated record
AUGUCGGGCGUUGAGAGCGAGCUGGGCCACUUGUCAAAUGCCCUUGCCUCUCCAGCGCAGCUGCAGCACUCUUCCUCGUCGUUAGAUGGGGUGCCAGAGGAGCUCGAGAGGUCGGUUCGAUAUGCGGGCGUGAAGCUCACCCAGGCAGCUGGGGUGCUGCUUCAGCUGCCGCAGGACGUCGUGGCGCAGGCCAUAGUCGUCUUUACCAGGUUCUGGGUUGGGCCCGAAGGAGGCAGUCUGGCAGUCUACUCUGCAAAGGAUAUCUCUGCUGCAGCUCUGUAUACGACAGCAAAGCUCUCUUUUUACCCUGUAUCGCCUCGCUCAGUGCUUAACGUUUACACCUAUCUACUCUCCCCCACGGCCUCGCCUCUGCCUUUCGUCAACCCGGAUGGAGCGCCCGAACACCCCGAUCCAGAGAGCUACUACCUGUCCGAAGGCUUGUACCAGACUGAACGCCAGAACCUAAUGAAGAUCGAGUCUGCCGUCUUACGCACCUCUUCCUUUCACACAAGGGUUGUUCUCCCGCAUACCAUCGCCCUGACCUACCUGCAAACUCUCAAGGUGUCCUCUUCCUCCGUGGCUGCGCGUACCUUUGCACAUCUCAACACCGCCCUGUUCUCGCCUCAGAUGCUAUAUCUAACUCACCAACCGAAUGCGCUGGCUGUUGCUGCUAUCUACCUUGCUGCAAGGGAACAGGGCGUCAAGGUUGUUGACAGUGAGUGGUGGGAGGUAUUUGACGUUGAUCGAGAAGAGUUGGGCUUUCUGGUGGUUGCUAUGAGGAGUAUGGAUGGGUUCGCUACGGCUGAACAUGAGUUCUGGAAGGGCAAAGUGGUCCCCUUGACCGUUGGCGGUGUUGAGCGAGAGACAUCUAGACGUCAGCAGGCCACUUCUGCUGAAUCGUGA